AUGGACCGUCAAGACUCAACAAUAGUUAAUCGUUUCAUUCGCAAAAAUAUCGUUCAAAAUAGUACUAAUCCAGCAGAAGAUAUAUUAACAUCUAUCACAUCACCAUUAAAUUUCGAAACACAUACCAAUGAUGGUUACCCAAGACGUCGUAUAAUCCAAAAUUUUUUUCUAAUCUGGAUAGAUUCCAAUAUGAAUAAAUUUUCAAUAGGCUAUCAAGAUAUCAUAACACAACUUCGACGUAUUGUUAAUACUAUCUAUACAUACACUAAUGUUAAUACAUGUAUCGAUGUUUUAAGCAAAAUUGGUAUUGAAAAGACUUUCUUAAUUAUAUCUAGUAGUCUAUGUGAAGAACUAAUACCACUCGUUCAUGAUAUAUUUCAAUUGGAUACUAUUUAUAUCUUCGAUACCGAGAAAAUAAUAACUAGUGAAUACAUGAAUAAAUGGUUCAAAGUCAAAGGUCCAUAUUCAAAAAUCCUGUCAAUUUGUGAAGCUCUAGAACAAGAUAUUAAACAAUGCAAUCGAAAUGAUACUCCUGUUAGUUUUGUUCCCCCUAAUGAGAAUGCAAGCGAUCAAGAUUUGAAUCAAUUAGAUCCAUCAUUUAUGUAUACGGAAAUAUUCAAAGAAAUUCUAUUAAAAAAUCAAUACAACCAGAAAUCUAUUGAAGAUUUCGUUACCUUUUGUCGUCAACAAUACGAUGCCAAUCCUCUUAUGUUAGAGACUGUUGAUGAAUUUGAACGUGGUUAUAAUGAUAAAUCGUCUAUCUGGUGGUAUACUCGCUCUUGCUUUACUUUUGAGAUGCUCAAUCGAGCACUACGUAAUCUUGAAGUUGAUACUAUUAUUACGAUGAGUUUUUUUAUAAAUGAUCUUCAUCGUCAAACUGAACAACUGCAUUCGCAACAAUUUCGUCAACACCAAAAAGAAUCUUUCACUGUAUAUCGAGGACAAGGAUUGCCGGAAGAAGAAUUUAAAAAGCUAAUGAAAGCAAAAGGUGGUCUUAUGUCAUUCAAUAGCUUUUUAUCGACAAGUAUUCAUCGUAAUGUUUCUUUUAUGUAUGCUGAAAGUAAUAGUGGUAAAAUGAAUACCAUUGGCAUAUUAUAUGAAAUUGAAAUUGAUCCAUUGAUUUCUUUGGCUCCAUUUGCUCGUAUUGAUAAUAUUAGUUACUAUGAAGAUGAAGGAGAAAUUCUUCUCUCUAUGCAUACUAUUUUUCGUAUCGGUGAGAUCAAAUCAACAGAGGAUAAUACACGUCUAUGGCAAGUAAAACUCGAAUUAACCAAUACUAAAGAUCAACAACUGAGCACUCUUACUAAUCAAAUUCGACAAGAAACAUUAGGAUCAACAGGAUAUGAACGAUUAGGUAAAUUAUUGAUUAAGAUUGGUCAAUUUCAAAAGGCCGAAGAAUUAUAUCAAGUAUUACUCAAUCAAACUAAUGAUGAGCAGGCAAAAUUAAUAUUUUAUCAACAAAUUGGUGACAUCAGAGAUGCUUCCGGUGAUUAUGAAAAUGCUAUUUCUUAUUAUGAAAAAGCUAGCGAAAUAAUACAAAGUAUACCCUUAUCAGAUCAGUCUCAAUUGGGUACUAUCUAUAUGAAGAUAGCUGCAGUUUAUAUGAAGAUGAAAGAGAAUUCGAAAGCAGCAUCGUUCAAUGAAAAAGGUACGGAAAUUUUACGAAACAAUUUUUCUAGAGAAAAAAAUCUACCAAGAGACUCCUAUUUAAAUCAUCCGGAUUCAACUACUUCCUAUAUUGAUAUUGGUGUAAUAUGUAAUAGAAUGAACGAAUUUUCAAAAGCACUCUCGUAUCAAGAAAAAGCAUUAGAGAUUAGUCAAAAGACAUUUCCUUCAAAUCAUCCUCAUUUAGCCACUUCUUAUAAUAAUAUUGGUGUGGUAUAUCACAACAUGGGAGAAUACUCGAAAGCUUUGUCAUUCUACGAAAAGGCGUGUGAGAUCUUUCAACAAAUUCUUCCUUCCAAUCAUCCAUCUUUAGCUACUACAUACAAUAAUAUCGGAGCCGUUUACAAACAUAUAGGAGAAUAUUCAAAAGCAUUAUCAUAUCAUGAGAAAGCCUUGGAAAUUCGACAAAAAUCUCUUUCAUCAACUCAUCCAGAUUUGGCUAUUUCACAAACUAAUAUUGGUAUGGUUUACGAAAAAAUGGAAGAAUAUUCUAAAGCAUUGUCAAAUUUCGAACGUGCAUUGGAUAUUUUCUCACGAUCAUUACCUGCUAAUCAUCCUGAUACUCAAGCUGUACGAAAUAAUAUUGAGCGUGUAAAACAAAUUAUUACUUAA
Adineta steineri is the source of this 2277-nucleotide messenger RNA. The record is from the annotation of a GenBank genome assembly. Lineage: Eukaryota; Metazoa; Rotifera; Eurotatoria; Adinetida; Adinetidae.